UUUACGUGACUCUUAUAUGUAAUGACUUUAAUAUUAUUGUUUUCAUUCUCAGACACAAUCUACGAAUUAAUCAAGUGUUAUUUACUUUCGUAAUUAUUUAACAUUUUGUGGUCCUUGUUGAACUAUGUCUGAAGAUGAAAAAGUGGAGUUCAAACCAAAAGUUCGGAAAAAUAUUCGUCGAAGACAAAAAUCGGAUUCGGAUGAUGGCGACGCAAUCAAUGAAGUUAUUCUUUCCAAGUUAGAAGAAACAAAGGAAAAGCAAAAAUUACGUGGCAAACCGAAUGGAGUAAACGUUCUAACACUAGCGGCGGGUAAAAAAAUUUCAAUCGAGGAGGAAGUCACUAAUAAAGAUCCUUUCAAUGUAAAAUCCGGAGGAAUGGUCAAUAUGCAAGCAUUGAAAGCUGGUAAAAUUAAAACAGUAGAAGAUCCCUACGACACAGGAAUAGGAACUCAGUUCUCAGCUGAAACUAAUAAACGCGACGAGGACGAAGAAAUGAUGAAGUAUAUAGAGGAUCAGCUUAGCAAGAAAAAAGGCAUUUCAACAGAGUCUACCGGAGAAAUUGAAAUCGACUCGGUUUCCAAGUAUCUGAGCCCAGAAGAAGCUGCACUUCUCUCGUUGCCCGCCCACUUGAGUCAUACAUCUUCUCAGCGAUCAGAGGAAAUGUUAUCAAAUCAAAUGCUUAGUGGCAUCCCGGAAGUUGAUCUAGGAAUUGAAGCAAAAAUUAAGAAUAUUGAAGCAACUGAAGAUGCAAAACUUAAAUUUCUUCUAGAACAACAACGCAAAAAGGAUCUUCCAUCUCAUUUUGUACCGUCCAACAUGGCAGUUAAUUUCAUGCAACAUAAUCGAUUCAAGAUCGAUCAACCGGUUCAACAGAAAAGACGAUAUCCAGAAGAACGAGGGCACUACUCAAGUGAUGAGAAAGCCCCAAAGAAGGCCACGGAUGAUUAUCAUUUUGACAAAUUUAAGAAACAAUAUAGAAGACAUUGAAGUAUUCAAUAAAAAAAUAAUUUCAUGAA
Molecule: messenger RNA, 1017 nt
Organism: Malaya genurostris
Lineage: Eukaryota; Metazoa; Arthropoda; Insecta; Diptera; Culicidae
Product: splicing factor C9orf78
Exons: 4
Coding region: 125-988 (287 amino acids)
Biological process (GO): mRNA splicing, via spliceosome
Cellular component (GO): spliceosomal complex
Source: RefSeq, a predicted model, not a curated record